GGUGGGAAGAGACGGGAUUCCUGGCUAGCAAGGGUGCCUUCUUCUGCAGCAGAAGAAGGUGGCUGAGUUCUGGUCGGGGUGGAGGGAGGGAACGCAUUUAAAGAGGCCAUGCCCCAGGAGCAGGUAAACAUUUAAAGGGACAGGUGCCCCAAAGAGAAGAGGCAUUUAAAGAUGCAAGUGCCCAAGACAGAGCAGUCCUGUGGAGCCGAGCUCGGCAGACACAAGACCUUGAAAGUGGUAGCUUCUUAGAAGAGCAGGACAUUUUAAUAAGACUAGAGCCAAGCUUAGGAAGCGUUUAAAGAGGCAUGGGCUGGGUUUUGAGAACACUUUUAUUAAAGAGGCAGGGAUAAAGAAGUUCGUUGUCAAGGACCUGGUGAGGAAGACCAUGCCCUCCUGCUCUCCCCCAUUGUCCUUUCUGGCUCCUCCAGGUUCCCUCGACCCCGGACCCCUGUUCCCAGACUAUGGCCCCCAGUGCCCUUUAGAUCUGGCGGGACUCCCGUGCUUACGACCCCUAUUUGGGGGUCUGGGUGGCUACUGGAGGGCCUUGCAGAGGGGAAGAGAAAGCAGAACCAUGGCAUCUAGGGCCUCUGAACCUCCCCCAGGGCGCAGCGUGACGGCGGGCAUUAUCAUCGUUGGAGAUGAGAUCCUCAAGGGACACACUCAGGACACUAAUACCUACUUCUUGUGCCGGACACUGCGCUCCCUCGGGGUCCAGGUGUGCCGAGUCUCUGUUGUACCUGACGAAGUAGCCACCAUUGCUGCUGAGGUCACCUCUUUUUCCAGCCGCUUCACCCACGUCCUCACAGCAGGGGGCAUUGGUCCUACUCAUGAUGAUGUGACCUUUGAGGCGGUAGCACAGGCCUUUGGGGAUGAGCUCAAGCCACACCCUGAGCUGGAAGCAGCCAUCAAAGCCCUAGGAAGGGAGGGCUCAGAGAAGUUGUCGCUGGUGCCCUCCUCUGCCCGCCUGCAUUACGGCACAGAUCCGCACACCGGCCGCCCCUUCAGAUUCCCACUGGUCUCGGUCCGCAAUGUCUACCUCUUCCCAGGCAUCCCAGAGCUGCUGCAGCGGGUGCUGGAGGGGCUGAAGGGACUGUUUCAAAACACAGCUGUUCGGUUUCACUUGCGGGAGCUGUAUGUGGCAGCCGACGAGGCCUCAAUUGCCCCCAUCCUGGCCGAGGCGCAGGCCCACUUUGGACACAGGCUUGGCCUGGGUUCCUACCCCGACUGGAGCAGCAACUACUAUCAGGUGAAGCUGACGCUGGACUCACAGGAAGAAGCACCCCUGGAGGAAUGCGUGGCCUAUCUGACUGCCCGUCUGCCUCAGGGAUCACUGGUACCCUACACACCCAAUGCCACGGAGCAUGCCAGUGAGGCUGUAUACAAACUCUCCAAGUCAGGGUCUUCUCUGGGGAAAAAGGUAGCAGGUGCCCUGCAGACCAUUGAGACUGCACUGGCUCGGUACAGCCUCACCCAGCUCUGUGUGGGCUUCAAUGGGGGCAAGGACUGCACUGCCCUCCUGCACCUCUUCCACGCAGCUGUGCAGAGGAAGCACCCUGACACUCAAGAACCCCUCCAGAUCCUGUAUAUCCGUGGCAUCUCCCCUUUUCCUGAGCUGGAGCGGUUUCUACAGGACACUAUCAAAAGGUACAAUCUGCAGGUGCUGGAGGCUGAGGGCGACAUGAAGCAGGCUCUGUGCCAGGUGCAGGCACAGCACCCCCAGCUGGAGGCCACCCUGAUGGGCACCCGCCGCACCGACCCCUACUCCUGCAGCCUCUGCCCCUUCAGCCCCACUGACCCAGGCUGGCCCUCAUUCAUGCGCAUCAACCCACUGCUGGACUGGACCUACAGAGACAUCUGGGACUUUCUGCGUCAGCUGUUUGUCCCAUACUGUAUCCUGUACGACCAGGGCUACACAUCCCUGGGGAGCCAGCAGAACACAGUGCAGAACCCAGCCCUGAAGUACCUGGGUCCGGGGGGACAGCCCACCUACCGUCCCGCCUACCUACUUGAGAAUGAAGAUGAAGAGCGGAACUCCCGCAUGUGACCUGCCUGCUCCAGGAGGAGUGCAGGCUGCCCUGGAUGUAACCUCUCGUGCUCAGCCCAAACCCCAUCCAGAUGCCUGUGGCCAGCUGCGCUUGACCAAGAAUGGGCCCCAAACAAGUGAAGUUUGGAUCCUGCUUGGAGUUGGUGCCAUCUGUCAGACCUGCCUCAUCUCUAGGCCUCCACUCCCAGCCCCCACCUCUGGUGGGCCUCUGGUGGGCAGGGCCUUGGCCUGCUGGCCAGAACCCCAGUAAGCCUGCCUGGCACAGUGAGCCCACCAGCCCAGGUGGCUGAUCUUAUCAUAUCCUCUUAGUGCCAGGAAUGGGCUGCCCCCUAAUAACUCUGAGAAUCCCUGAACUAUAUAUAUAAUAAAUAGGACUUGAGGCUGAAA
This is a messenger RNA of Artibeus jamaicensis (Jamaican fruit-eating bat), 2431 nucleotides long. RefSeq names its product flavin adenine dinucleotide synthetase 1 (gene FLAD1). Lineage: Eukaryota; Metazoa; Chordata; Mammalia; Chiroptera; Phyllostomidae. The record is from RefSeq and is a predicted model, not a curated record. The coding region runs from base 386 to 2044 and encodes 552 amino acids. Gene Ontology annotation, molecular function: FMN adenylyltransferase activity. Gene Ontology annotation, biological process: FAD biosynthetic process. The transcript has 8 exons.